AUGAAGAGAGGUUUCGAUGCCUACGGACCUGCAGGAGGAGCUCCCAAGUUUGCGCGCUCUGGCCCGGUUGUGGCGCUGAAGAUGCUCGUGUCACCGAAAGAAGCAGGCACUUUGAUCGGCAAAGGUGGUAUGACUCAGAAGCAGAUAUCUGACAUCACAGGGUGCAAGCUUCAUCUCAGCGGCAUGAAUGAGCUGUACCCGGGAACUCAGAUGCAAGAGGUUUGUGUGCGAGCCGAGCAUCCUGACGCCGUGGCAAACGGAGUGCUGCAAAUCCUUUCAAAGCUGUCGGAAGAGACCGGCAAAGUCAUGGGUGGGGAGUGGGAGGUUGAAGAUGGCGGAGCACGAGUGCAUUUCAUCGUGCCAACGAGCGCAGCCAGGAACAUCAUCGGAAAAGGUGGGGAGUACAUCAAAGGACUGCGGCAGGCAUCUGGAAUGAAGGUGCACAUCGAAGAAGUGGUACUUGGCAACGGGGACGCAGCAGAGCAGGUCAUAUCUCUGGCUGGUCCCUUGCUGAACAUGCAGACAGCGUUGCCCAUGAUUUUGGAGAAGGUAACAGAGCUUUCCGCACAACCAUGGUUCGGCACUUGGGCCUACAGCUGUCUGGCUGCGGGAGGAGAUGUGCAGGCCAAAGGAAAGGGUGAUGGAGGCAAAGCAAAGGGCAUGGAUGCAGGUUACAAGGGUGGAACUAUGGGCGGCUACAAUGGCCACAAGGGCGGUGGUUGUGCAUAUGGCUACGCCACCGAUGCUUAUCAAAAGGGCAAAGGCAAAAGAGACUCCUUUGAUGGUGGCUUUUCAGGCAAAGGUGGAAGAGAUUACCCUACACAUGGAACUGGAGCUGCAGCCACGCAGGAGAACAUAGACAUGUUAUCGACAGCUGUUUCGGCCAUGCCUCCCAGUCUGGCUAGCGCCGGCGACAGAUCGCAGGUCCUGCAAUUCAAUUGCGCAGCAAGUUACGUCAGCGCGCUAAUCGGCAAGGCUGGUAUGGGCACCAAGCAAAUUGCGAUUACAACAGAUACGAAGAUCAUGAUUCGGGAAAUCGAUGGCAAUCAAGUCGAAAAGACCGUCGUGAUAAAGGGAAACGCGGUCAACGUUGCAUCAGCAUACCUGCACGUUGCCAGCCGACUCUCAAACAUCGCGCAGACCCUCGAAAGUAGAGAGCCUGGUGCAGAUGAUGCCAAUGCCAUCUUGGCCGGCUUGUCAUAA
Molecule: messenger RNA, 1203 nt
Organism: Symbiodinium sp. CCMP2592
Lineage: Eukaryota; Dinophyceae; Suessiales; Symbiodiniaceae
Source: the annotation of a GenBank genome assembly